Molecule: messenger RNA, 564 nt
Organism: Caenorhabditis briggsae
Lineage: Eukaryota; Metazoa; Nematoda; Chromadorea; Rhabditida; Rhabditidae
Exons: 3
Coding region: 1-564 (187 amino acids)
Cellular component (GO): cytoplasm
Molecular function (GO): 5'-deoxynucleotidase activity
Source: RefSeq, a predicted model, not a curated record
AUGUCGUCGAAAUUGAAAAUCUUCGAGCUCCUCGACGUUCUCGACAACCUGAAGCAUCUCAAGCGAACCGGAUGGGUGAAGUGUGGAGUAACGGAGCCAGAAACCGUCGCGUGCCACAUGUAUCGAAUGGCGGUGCUCGCGAUGGCGUUGGAAGGGGAAAUCGAUAAUCUGGACGCGAUGAGAACUGUGAAAAUGGCACUUGUACACGAUAUCGGAGAGGCUAUCGCCGGUGAUAUCACUCCACAUUGUGGAGUUUCAGAUCAAGACAAGUUUGAUCUCGAGAAAAAGGCAAUCGACACAAUUGCCUCCUACGUUCCGAAUGUUGGCGAUGAGUGGACGAUGCUGUGGAAGGAGUACGAGGAGGCGGCGUCGUUGACGGCGCGCGUCGUCAAGCAUCUCGACAAGUUCGACAUGAUUGUGCAGGCCGAUAAGUACGAGCAGACGCAUGCCAUCGAUCUACAACAGUUCUUCACAAGCACCACCGGCGUUCUGACGAUGGAACCGUUUGCCACGUGGGAUCGCGCGUUGAGAGAGAAGCGAAAUCAACGGAUCAAUAAGGAGUGA